This is a messenger RNA of Salarias fasciatus (jewelled blenny), 4368 nucleotides long. It is a transcript of the gene rimkla, whose product is annotated as ribosomal modification protein rimK-like family member A. Gene Ontology annotation, cellular component: cytoplasm. The record is from RefSeq and is a predicted model, not a curated record. Gene Ontology annotation, molecular function: metal ion binding; ATP binding; N-acetyl-L-aspartate-L-glutamate ligase activity. The transcript is spliced from 5 exons. Lineage: Eukaryota; Metazoa; Chordata; Actinopteri; Blenniiformes; Blenniidae. Bases 789 to 1979 code for a protein of 396 amino acids. Gene Ontology annotation, biological process: protein modification process.
CAAAUCUUUCGCGUGCUCUCUCGACAGGGAGGCAGCUGACCGCCCGUGAUUGGCGGAUGCAGCGCAGCGCUUUUGUUUUUGUGGGACACGCCUCCGUCGGUUUGAUGCGCACGGGCACGCGGCGAAUGGAGUUGUAAACGGGGCGCGUGCACGUUUCAGCACCAAUACCUCGUGGAGAGCAGCCAAAGGCAGCAGAGAGCGGUCGUGUGUGUCGCUGUACUUUACUGUUAACAAACUGAAGAGUCUGCGGUUUACGGCGCCGUGCGAAGCCGCGAGAUAACGGGACGACUCAACGGGCAUCUCGGAGUCGGCGAGCGGACGUACAAAAAAUCGACAAAGCGCCACAGCUGAGAGCUUUGUCUGCCCCGGCGACAAGUGCUGCGGCUUCAGCUGAAAGAAACAACUUUCUGCGGGUGAAACAAACUCCGUUAUUUUUUUUUUCUCCUUCUCUGAGUCGUUUUGGGUUCAUCCACCUGCACCCGGGAGGACUAGAUGGCUGGAGGCGACGGGAACCGAAGGUGAUAAAGAAGAAUCUUCGUCCCAGCCGGCUCGGGUCCAGACAGCGGUUGAGUCGUGGUGCUUGUUUUUAGCCACAGCACAGCCCGCUCAGCACGCUCGCCGCCGCCGAGGUCUCUCCAUUGUGUGAGCAUCCCACUGCCGCCCGACCCCCGAAUCCCGCGCAGCCUGCCACCGCACACCUGCCGCCCCCACAGCUGCCUCGACUGCACGGAUUUCCCCAUCUGCAACUCCUUCGAUCCGCUCUACGCCCCCACAAAGAAAGAAAAAAAAUGUGCUCCCGGGUAUGGUUCGUGACCGAUCGGCGCAUCAGCCAGGAGUACCCUCAAGUUCAGAUCCUCCGGGCGCUGAAGGAGCGCUGCGCCGACGAGGAUGUGGAAUUCCGCUCUCUCCUCAUGGAUCAGAUCGUGCUGACGAUCAGCGAGGGUCAGCUAGGUCUUCGAGUGGAGCAGGAGCUGGUGACGUCGUACCCGCAGGUGGUGGUGGUGCGGGUGCCCACGCCGUGGGUCCAGUCGGACAGUGACAUCACCGUGCUGCGCCACCUGGAGAAGAUGGGCUGUCGGCUCAUCAACCGGCCUCAGGCCAUACUCAACUGCGUCAACAAGUUCUGGACGUUCCAGGAGCUGGCCGGCCACGGGGUGCCUCUCCCCGACACCUUCUCCUACGGAGGACACGACAACUUCCGGAAGAUGAUUGACGAGGCGGAGCCGCUGGGCUACCCGGUGGUGGUGAAGAACGCACGUGGCCACAGAGGCAAAGCCGUGUUCCUGGCGCGGGACAAGCACCACCUGACAGACCUGUGCCACCUCAUCCGCCACGACACGCCCUACCUCUUCCAGGAGUACGUCAAGGAGUCCCACGGCCGCGACGUGCGGGUGGUCCUGGUGGGCGGCCGCGUCAUCGGCUCCAUGCUGCGGUGCUCCACCGACGGCCGCAUGCAGAGCAACUGCUCGCUGGGUGGCGUCGGGAUGAUGUGCCCGCUGAGCGAGCAGGGCAAGCAGCUGGCCAUCGAGGUGUCCAACAUCCUGGGCAUGGACGUGUGCGGCAUCGACCUGCUGCAGCUGAACGACGGCUCCUUCGUGGUGUGCGAGGCCAACGCCAACGUGGGCUUCAUCGCCUUCGACCAGGCGUGCGGCAUGGACGUGGCGGGCAUCGUGGCCGACUACGCCCUGUCCAUGCUCCCCAGCCGCCUCACCCGCAAGAUGUCGCUGCUGUCGGUGGUGUCGAGCACCAGCGAGACCAGCAGCGAGCCCGAGGUGUGCGCCGUGCCGGCCGGCGGCGGCUCGCUGCCCGAGGCCGUCUGCAACAUGAGCGUGGGCUCCACCUCCAGCGAGAGCGACCCGGAGCUGGCCGAGCCCUCCCAGUCCUCCUCGCCGCGCCAGUCCACGCCGCCCGCCCUGCCCGGCCAGGUGUACAACUUCAACACCCUCCUCGCCAACGAGAUCAAGCUAUUGACUGAGUGAGGCUGAAGCCGCGGCCCCGCCGCGCACGCCGACUACACAAACCCGCUUAUUAAAACACUCACGCACACACACACACACACACAGACACAGGUGUACAGACGGCAACGAGCAUUCCUUUUUAAACACACAUAUCAGUCCAAAAACUAUUAAAACACACGAUGCUACAGUGGCAAAGAAACAUGAGCGGAGAAAAACAGCACACACUAACACACCACUGACAUUCGCCUUCUCCUACUCCAAAAAACAAAACACAAAAAAGCGAUCUGAGGCUGCUCCCCUGACUCUUCUCUCUAUGAAACUCUAUUCCUAAACUAAAAUUUCCACUUUUUAAAUGUAAAAAAAAAAAAAAACACUGGAACAUGCAGGCAAGAGUGGGAUACUUUACAUGAAAUAACUUCCCGUAUGGCCUCUGACUAGUUUCUGAUUUUCAUAUUUGAGGAGGUGAAGGAUUCACUGAGUGCAUAAAAUGGCAAUAUUAUUUCAAAACAAACAAAAAAAAGAUGCAUUUUAUUUAAGGUGUUGUCUGCGUCGUCACGGAUCAGAUCAUCUUUUCAGACUUGGGCGGAGUCUUUUCGAGCUGUAAGGGAGAGGAACACUCGCUCGUGCUCGGCACGUUCUCCUGUCAGUUCCGAUGCGGCAGGCCGGCGGCGUUCCUGUCGAGGACGCAGACGGCGGGCCGCAGACUGUCCUGGAGCAAACUGGGGAUGUACGAUUCUUCUCCCGUCGGGCUUACUGCUUCCCACAACGGCGCACGGCGAGCGGCGAAUCGAAUUGUCACCGCAUAUUAACUACCGUUCAAACCCGUCUCAAAUUAAAGCCCCCGCUUCUGAGUCUGCUCAGCUGCGUCCGGUACCGGAGGCUGACGUUGUGCCACGACGAAUUACUCCUCACGCAGAGCCAAGAACACGGCCCUUAACGACUGAACGUCAUCCCGGUCGCCAGGUUUCGUCUUUAAAUUCAUCCGUACAAGAAACAUAACAACUGGCCCCAAAAUACCGAUUAGCAGUUUUGUUUAAUCAGUCCAUCAUUGUACGACUUCUUCCCUUCCCAGAUGUGUUUCCUUAGCCUUACCAGCAGCAGCAGCAGCUGCUUUUUUUUUUUCUUCUUAAAACACUCCAUUAAAUGCCGAGCACUUUAUAAUAAACAGAUGCAUUUUUUUCCUUUUUCUCUCGCUCAGACGACACACUUAGGAAAGACGAGGUCAAGUGUGAAAGGUGCGUCUGCACCCUGCAAGCAAAAAAAAAAAAAAAACAACAACAAAAAAAAGAAAGAAUAUACCUCAAAACAGUGAUUUCUCACUGCCAUAGGAUCACACAGAUGUUCAGACAAACAGUACAUAUCAGCCCGGGUCCUGGAGGCGCGCCGGGCGCUCCUUCCCUUUAUGUGUAGAAACUCCAAAAAAAAGAUAGGUGUGUAUUUUUGUUCCUUUUUAGAUUUGAUGUAAAUAUCUAGGGUAGCGAAUGACCUCCUCAGCGUUCUGGAGUCCAGCAGGUUAAAACUGGAACGGCUGAAUCGACUGCCAACAUGGACAUUUUUCAUAAGCUGUUGUGGACAAAAGUAGUUUGUACUGACCUGCAAUAUUAACAACUCCGAGACUGAAAUUUGGUGCUAGCAUUUUCUGGAUUUGGCUCCAUGUGAUUUUUUUUUUUUCCAGUCAGACUUCCUUUUAUAGUUCUUUUGUGUUGACAAAAUGCAGAUUCCAUAUCCACAAAUAUGUUGGCAAGAUGUACAAACUAUAUUUUUGCAGUCUUCUAAAAUAGAAUGUCACUUUUUCUUUCCUUUAACUUGGAAAGAAAAAAAAACAAAACAAAAAUCCAGGGAUUUCAGCAGCCAAGACCUUCUUGUUUACAGUUUGACUUUUGGAUUUACCUUCUGUAACGCCAUCCGAAACGAAUAGUCGUAGACAUCGCCAGGUUACCUGCCAGUCAUCGAAAGAUUUUUUUUUUUUUCUUUUUUCUUUUUUUACAGCUCCGAUCAAAAGCACAAGUGUAAAGCUGGAAUUGUCCCACGUAGUGACGGUCAUGUUUUGUAGGCUUGUGACCCUUUCUGUUGAACACAACUCAGGGAAGCAGCCUGGAUCUCAGUCCUGACCCCCUCCAAGCUGGAGACACGUCCAAAAAAAAUAAAAAAAACCAAAAAACCAAAACAUGACACACACCUACAAGCAAACUACAAAAAAUACACACAAACAACAAAGAAAAAAAGGUUGUAAACUACAGUAUGAGACGAAGUGGUGUAUACCAUGGUUAACAUGCACUUUUUUUCCUUGCUUGUUUUUUUUUUUUUUUUAUUGUUCCUUAUUUUCUUCCUAAUUUAUGGUAUUUUUAAAGAGGAAAAGUGGUUUUUUUUGUGCACUAAUAUUGUCUCAAUAAAGUGUAACCGCUGUGAA